GAUGGCGCACCCACAGCUUUUGUGAGAUUCCGUUUCUCCCCAGUUGCCCUGUGAGUCUGAGGGAGCCGAAGGGUGAGCUACAUUGGCAUUCUGGAAGGGAAGUCUAUAUGCGUCAAUUCCCCAAAACAAGUUUUGACAUUUCCCCUGAAAUGUCAUCCUCUGUCUAGUCACUGCAAGUGCCUGCUGUUCCAGGCCUUACCUGAGGGGUACUGACAGCGGAGCCAGGAUGGGGACAGAAUAAAGGAGCCACAACCUGUGGCACCAACUUGCACUCAAACCCUGAGCUCAGACCUGAAAGCUUCUCUUCACGGGAGGCUCAGCAGUUUUUCUUACUCCUGUGGUCUCCAGAUUUCAGCCAUAAGAUGAAAGCCUCCGGUCUUGCCUUCAGCCUUCUUUCUGCUGCAUUUUAUCUCCUCUGGACUCCUUCCACUGGACUGAAGACACUCCAUUUGGGAAAGUGUGUGAUCACCACAAACCUUCAGGAAAUACGAAAUGGAUUUUCUGAGAUACGGGGCAGUGUGCAAGCCAAAGAUGGAAACAUUGACGUCAGAAUCUUAAGGAGGACUGAGUCCUUACAAGACACAAAGCCUGCAGAUCGGUGCUGCCUCCUACGCCAUCUACUAAGACUCUAUCUGGACAGAGUAUUUAAAAACUACCAGACUCCUGACCAUCAUACUCUCCGGAAGAUCAGCAGCCUCGCCAAUUCCUUUCUUACCAUCAAGAAGGACCUCUGGCACUGUCAUGCCCACAUGACAUGCCAUUGUGGGGAGGGAGCAACGAAGAAAUACAGCCAGAUUCUGAGUCACUUUGAAGAGCUUGAGCCUCAAGCAGCAGUUGUGAAGGCUUUGGGAGAACUAGAUAUUCUUCUGCAAUGGAUGGAGGAGACAGAAUAGGAGGAGGGUGAUGCUGCUGCUAAGAGUACUCGAGGCCAAGAGCUCCAGUCCUCACUACCUGCAGAGGCAUGACCCCAAACCAACAUCUGUUUACCGUAUUAUUAGUGCUGGUCACAGUGUAUUUUAUUUAUUUAUUAUUUGUUUCCUUCUGUGAUUGUCUUUGUACAUUCCCAACCUUAAUUGAGACCAUACUUGUAUAAGAUUUUUGUAAUAUCUUUCUACUACUGGAUAUAUUUAUUAGUUAAUAUAUUUAUUUAUUUUUCUAUUUAAUGUAUUUAUUUUUGUACUGGACAUGAGACUUUAAAAAAUUCACAGAUUAUAUUUAUAGCCUGACUAGAGCAGGUGAUGUAUUUUUAUGCAGUAAAAAAAAAAACCUUGUAUAUUCUAGAAGAGUGGCUGGGGGGUUAUUCAUUUGUAUUCAAUUAAGGACACAUUUACUCACUGCCAGUGAUGAAUUGUGGAAGAAGAAGUUUUGAUGUGGAAUUGCAUAUCUACCUUACAAUUACUGACCAUUCCCAGUAGACUCCCCAGCCUUAUAAUUGUGUAUCUUCCAGCCAGGAAUCCUGCAUGGCCAGCGUGUAUUUCUACAAAUAAAGUUUUCUUUGCAUAACA
Messenger RNA from Cebus imitator (Panamanian white-faced capuchin), 1505 nucleotides. RefSeq names its product interleukin 20 (gene IL20). Lineage: Eukaryota; Metazoa; Chordata; Mammalia; Primates; Cebidae. Bases 363 to 893 code for a protein of 176 amino acids. The record is from RefSeq and is a predicted model, not a curated record. Gene Ontology annotation, molecular function: signaling receptor binding. The transcript has 6 exons.